CCAGUUUGAAAGCAACUCAACAGAUCAAGGGCUAAUAAGACGCAAUAAAGCGUGGAAGUUUCCACACUAGUGAGGAGGUCAAUUAUCGGCUCUGAGUGAGAAGCUUGUGUCGUUGGAAGCCUCAGUAAAACAUCAUGGCUGAUCAUGAAGAUCCCAAAACUGGAAAGAAGAACAAAGGAACGAGUAAAGAAGUGUGUGGAUACCCGCUCAGCAUCUUCUUCAUUGUUGUUAAUGAGUUCUGUGAGAGGUUCUCCUACUAUGGAAUGAGAGCGGUCCUGGUUUUGUACUUUAAGUACUUUUUAAGAUGGGACGACGACUUGGCCACCUCCAUAUACCACACCUUUGUGGCUCUCUGCUACCUGACCCCCAUUCUCGGGGCCAUCGUGGCCGACUCCUGGCUGGGAAAGUUUAAGACCAUUAUCUACCUGUCCAUUGUUUAUGCGAUUGGCCAGGUGGCGAUGGCGGUCAGUGCAAUUCAUGACAUCACUGAUACAGACCGAGAUGGGACCCCAAAUAACAUGACCUUUCAUGUAGUGUUAUCCAUGGUGGGUCUGUUCCUCAUCGCUCUGGGUACCGGUGGCAUCAAACCUUGUGUGGCUGCUUUUGGUGGAGACCAGUUUGGCGAUCAUCAGGAAAGACAAAGAAGAACGUUUUUCUCUGUUUUCUAUCUGUGCAUCAAUGGUGGGAGUCUUCUGUCAACCAUCAUCACUCCGAUCCUCAGAGCUCAGAACUGUGGUAUCUACAGUAAACAGAAGUGUUAUUCCCUGGCCUUCGGUGUCCCUGCAGCGCUGAUGGUUGUAGCACUCGUGGUGUUUAUUGUGGGGAGUGGUAUGUACUACAAAGCUAAACCUGAAGGGAACAUCAUGGGGGAUGUGUGUAAAUGUAUCGGGUUUGCAAUAAGCAAUCGCUACAAACACAGAAGCAAGCAGUACCCAAGUAGAGAGCACUGGAUGGACUGGGCGGAGGACAAAUACGAUAAACUCCUCAUUGCUCAAAUAAAAAUGGUGCUGAAGGUUCUCUUUUUAUACAUCCCGCUGCCAAUGUUCUGGACCCUGUUUGAUCAAAAGGGUUCUAGGUGGACUCUGCAGGCCACCACAAUGGAUGGAAACUUUGGGGCGAUUGUUAUACAGCCGGAUCAGAUGCAGACAGUAAACCCCAUCUUGAUCCUGACUCUGGUUCCCAUAAUGGACAGCGUGAUUUACCCUCUGAUUAAAAAGUGUGGUCUGAACUUCACACCUUUGAAAAGAAUGACAGUGGGGAUGUUUCUGGCAGCGCUUGCUUUUGUCUGUGCAGCUGUGGUUCAGAUUGAAAUCGACAAAACUUUGCCAGUUUUCCCAUCCAACUUCCAAAGUCAGUUGAAGUUACUAAACAUGGGCAAUCAUCCAGUUACAGCUGGGUUACCAGGCUAUGGUCAGGUGACUCUUCAGGCAGCUCAGGCCAGUGAAGAAUACUUCACUUUUGAAGAAGAUCAGAUCUCUAUCUCAGUAAGUGGCCCUGAAAUGAAAAGAAAUAUUUCAUUGAUAAAAGGACAGAGGCAAACACUUCUCAUCCCCUUAACCAUCAGUGAUGAAUGGCAGCUGACUGCAGAUUUGACUACUAAGCCAGAAGAAGGAAACAAUGCAAUCCGAUUUGUUAAUGGAAUGAAUAAGCCAGUAAAUGUCUCCACUAGUGAAGUAGUCUUUGGACAAAUUGAGAAAUUUCAUUAUUCCAACUAUUCCCAGAUCAGAAAUGGAAGGGCAACAUUUUUCUUGCAGAGUGGGCAGCUGUCGUGUGCAUUCAGCAGGGAUUUUGGAUUCGGAAGUUCAUACACUUUCUUCAUUCCUAGCACUUUAAGUUUAGGAUCAAAUUGUCAGGAGUCCAUAACUGGUGCGGAGGACAUCAAGCCAAACUCUGUUCACAUGGCUCUCCAAGUCCCACAGUACUUCUUCAUCACGGCUGGUGAAGUGAUGUUUUCUGUUACUGGUCUGGAGUUUUCUUACUCACAGGCACCCAGUAACAUGAAAGCAGUGCUGCAGGCAGGCUGGCUGUUGACCGUUGCUAUUGGCAACUUUAUUGUCCUGAUUGUAGCAGAGGUUGCGAAGCUUCCCAAACAGUGGACGGAGUAUGUCCUGUUUGCCUCCCUCUUGCUGUGUGUGUGCAUCAUCUUCUCCAUCAUGGCUUAUUUCUACACCUACAUCGACCCCACAGAGAUCGAGGCCAAGUUCAGGAGGAAUGUCGGUGAUGAUGAUGAUGAUAAAAACGAUAAGCAACGGAAGUUAGAAAUGGAGAUGAUGAAGAGAGACUUGGAUAGAAGUGAUGAUGAACAUUAUAAAGGCAAACAGACCAAGAUGUGAACAUCAAUGAGAGAAUUUCAAAAGUAUGACAUCAACGCAAUGGAGGGAAUGUCAGUGUACAUGCAUGUGUGUGCAUGUGAAACGUUUUAUUGUAAAACGUUUGAAGGCAAGAAAUGACAUUCCAUAACACUGAACUGAGUAUAAAAAAAAUAAUUAUUCAAAUCAUGUUGGAAUGCUUUUGCACAUAUAAUUUCACUUUUUUAUUUAUGCAUAAGUUAUGUUAAUGAGCAAAAAACACACGUUAGGUUAAAAGCUGUAAGUGGCUUUGAAUAAAAGCAUCUCCUAAAAGAAUAAACAUAAAUAUGCAAUAUAAAACAUAUUUGUGUUUCUUAUUAAACGUUGUUAAGUUAUUUUGUACUGAAUCUCAGUGAAAUAUACAUUUACCUGCAGGUUCCUUAGAUACAUAUUUGAUAUGUUUAGUUUGAAUUCUAAUUAGUGUAGAAUCUAGACAAUGAGCAGGUUCCUUAAAGGCAAACUUGGCAGUUUUGUUUGCUUUUAGCACCCCCUAGUGUCCAUUUAGUAGAACCAAAAGUGAAACUUAUCUCCUCGCUGUGCGUUCGUCUUAUUACCACCUUAAUCUAAGAGCUGAAAUGUCUCCCCAGCCUUCAUUAGUUUCUACAGGAGCAAUUCAUAACUAAAUCAAACAAAUCAGCUGUGUUUGUGAUCUAAAACAUGCAGAAAACAAGCUAGAAGCAGACUGCAACGCUAGGCCUGGUGUCACCCAUCGACACAUAUCAAAGAAGAAAUUCUUGCCUUCGAUAUCCUUGUCUUCUGGGACUGCAAUCUAAGUUUUGUCUGAACUGCACGUACCUUUUCAUUUGCUGACAGAACUCUCCUUUUAAGCGUUUUGGGAGACUCUGUGAUUUGAUAGCAAUGGUCACUCAGGAUGCUAUUUGGCUGUAAUGGCACAGUGUUAAACUGACCAGAGUCUGAGUCAUUCUGGUGUUGAACCAAGCCCCCACAAUGCCGCUCAGAAAAUGGUCCCAUCCCGGAAGUAAGAAAAAUUGCAGUUCCACCCUCAUCCGCUGGGGGCUGGUGCCAGAAGCGAGCAAAUCCUCAUUGACUCCCAUGUUAAAAAUGCAGAUUUCACAGCAGAAAUAAACAUGUUUACAGCCUGGUGCCAAAACAUGUUUUUUGUCUAAAUUAUCUAGUUUAUACUCAUGACAACUCUGAGGGGGGUGAAUUUUUUUCUCACUCUUCUGUUUAAGUGUAUUGAAAGCCUAAAAUUCUGUAUAAUUAAUGAGCAUCCGACACACGUGACCACCGCCUCAGACCCACGUGACCACAGAGCUAGCUCCGUGGAAAGGCCUCAGUACAGCCUCGGUCUGGCUUGGAAACUGCUCCGGCAUUUUGAGUCUCUGUGUUUGUGUAUUCUUCUUUGGAUAUUAUUGGUGCAAUUGUUGGACAAAAUGACUUGCAGUGGUAUUAAUUGCACUAAUAGAGCGUCCAAGGAGUCUCCACUUCAUUUUUUUCGGGAAGGACCUGAUUGGUGUCCAGAACCUGCUGAAGAAGCACCAGGCUCUGCAGGCUGAGAUCACAGGUCAUGAACCUCGCAUCAAGGCUGUCACCCAGAAAGGAGAGACCAUGGUGGAAGAAGGUCACUUCGCUGGUGAGGAGGUGAAGACUAAACUGUGGGAGCUUCAUGGACGUUGGGACACGCUGAAGGCCAAGGCGUCCCAGAGGAGGCAGGACCUGGAGGACUCUCUGCAGGCCCAGCAGUACUUUGCGGAUGCUAAUGAGGCCGAGUCCUGGAUGAGGGAGAAGGAGCCCAUCGUUGGAAGUCCAGACUAAGGGAAAGACGAGGACUUGGCCGAGGCUCUCCUGAAGAAGCACGAGGCCCUGAUGUCGGACCUGUCGGCUUACGGCAGCAGCAUCCAGGCCCUGAAGGAGCAGGCCCAGUCCUGCAGGCAACAAGGUGAUCAGCAGGUGCUUUUGUCCUGCAGGACCUGAAGGCCAACGAGUCCCGCCUGAGGGACAUCAACAAGGUGGCAUCUGAACUGGAGUCAGAAGGUCUGAUGGCUGAGGAGGCUCCUAUGGUUCAGGCUCAGGUGAGCGUCACCUGUCUGCAGCAGCUGGUCCCUCUCACUUCCUGGUUUAACUCUGCUCGUCUCUGUUUGUAGCAACAAGAACAUCUGGGUUCUGCUCCUGGAAAGGUGCGUGUUGUCCUCCGCCUCCACCAGAACCAGACGUGGUGUUUAUGUUACCACUCAUUUGUUUGUUUACAGGAUGAAGCCGACUCUAACACGGCGUCACCCUGGAAGGUGAGUUCAUUCAGCUGAUCAGAGGUCACCUCUGAUGGCAGCAGUCACGGCCGACCGUGCUGACAUCACACAGGAAUUCAGGUGACCCGGCAGGCACCAGGUUUUGGUGAAAGUGGGGACAUGUCAGCUGGUUGCCAUGGCUAGUUAUCUUUAUGCAUCUGUAUGACUGCUGACUGGUGUGUGUUUCCUGUGACCUUUGACCUCAGACCGUACGGUUGGGCGUUCAGACAACGGCUAACUUUAAUUCCAUCAAGGUAAGAGGAAGCUCUUCCCUUCCUGUCUGAGCGAUCCGUCUCCAGGUUUCUUCGUCCGGCGUCCAGCCCGCUGGCGUCCACCUUCAUCUCAUCUCACUUCAUUUAUAGUGCAAUACUUUCACAUUAUCAUUUUCCCACACUUCUGUAUACCUGUAUUUUGUUGUUUUUCAAUAAAGAAUGACAAAUUA
This is a messenger RNA of Nothobranchius furzeri (turquoise killifish), 5036 nucleotides long. RefSeq names its product solute carrier family 15 member 1a (gene slc15a1a). The record is from RefSeq and is a predicted model, not a curated record. Gene Ontology annotation, biological process: dipeptide import across plasma membrane. Gene Ontology annotation, molecular function: dipeptide transmembrane transporter activity. Gene Ontology annotation, cellular component: plasma membrane. NCBI's taxonomy places the organism in Eukaryota, Metazoa, Chordata, Actinopteri, Cyprinodontiformes, Nothobranchiidae.